Rhagoletis zephyria (snowberry fruit fly) is the source of this 1539-nucleotide messenger RNA. RefSeq lists its product as uncharacterized. Lineage: Eukaryota; Metazoa; Arthropoda; Insecta; Diptera; Tephritidae. The record is from RefSeq and is a predicted model, not a curated record.
CGUUCUUUGGUACAGGCAUCGAGUACAUGGUGGUAUCGGACGAACACUACAUGUACUGACCAAAAGUCAGCAGAAUAUUUCGAGUUAUAAUUACUAGAAAUAAUCCCCGAAAAUCGGGGUGCUCGUGGUCUACAAAUCUGGAUAUUUCUUUAUUCUAAAAACCACAUGCAUUGCUUUUGGUUUUUAACUUUAACUUUGGUAUUUUGCCAAGAUCAUACUCUACUCAAUACGUAUACAAAUUAUAAUUUUUAUUGCGGACGCUACAAUAAUUUUGAAUUGGCGACGUCUAAAUACAAACGGAAAAGACAGUACAUACAUCCUUAUUCCUGUUAUUCAUCAAACCAGAAACUAAAAAUGUAUAGGCAACUUGCUAACUUGCCAUUUCAGCUUCAUCCUGCUGACGAAAUGUACCAUUCCCCAUCUCAUUCUGUGCCGUCAACCGUUGUAAGCUUCGCUUCAGAUGAGCGUAUGAUGGGCGAGUUUAAAGAUCUUAAGGAAAUGGUUGGUUUGCUAAGAGAAGCCCUCGACCACCAAACCGCGAUCAUAAGCGAACAAAAUAUUUAUUUAUUUAUCUCAAAAGUACGCCUCUCAAGCAAACUCACCGUUGUCGGACUGCUAAUACCUUUCAACUGUUUUUGUACUGGAGUUUGUUGCGGAGAGGAGAUACCGUUAAAAAUAUGUACAAUAGCUAUGAGGACUAUACAAGUGAUGUAAAAAUGGCCAUUGCAAGAGGAAAAAAUUGAAUAGAUCAAAGGCGUCACAUCCAAAAGAAAAAUGGUUAAUGAGGCUACAAAAGACUUAUUUUAAAAAUUAACUUUAAAAAUAAUAAUAUGUCACGAAGCGGCUUCGCUGAUGAAUUGUACCUUUACAUGGCCGGCCGCAAAGAAAACGUCACAUUGAUUAAUUUUUAUUUUCAUUUAAGAUAUUUUUAAUAAAAGUUAAGUUCUUCCUACAACAAAACCCAUAAAAAACAGAAAAAAUAGAAAGCAGCUUUGCACUUUAAUUGAGUACGCAGUUUUGUAAUUAAUAGAAUAGUAUAAUAAAGCGCAAAACUGCUUUCUUUUAAAUAUCUGCAUAGAGUUUCGAACUCUGACUUUUAUGGGUUUUUUUAUAGGAAGAACUAUAUUUUUAUAAAAACUAUGCAAAACAUAAUUACUCGAGAAAUUGCGGAAUAUCAAAAUCAAUCAGUGUCCCGUUUUUUUGGCGGCAAUGUAUGUUAGUAUAUAAGUAUUACAAAAAAAACCAAGUUGUGUUCAAAGAAGGUUCCUUCCAAAAACGAAACAAGCCAUUUUAAAUGCGAGGUCAUUGAUGUAAAAUAUAUUAGUACGUAAGUAUUUCCAGUAUUUGCUUUCAAAAGCAUAUGUAUUUUUUUGUAAGUCUUGACUUAAAAUCUUUUUUAAACUAAUUUUAGAAGUUCUUCGGGAAAAAAACAUUUUAAAUGUGAAUUCAUUGAUGUAAUCUAGACUAGUAUGUGCAGUGGUCGAAAAAAUUAUAGCCGCACCACAUAUUGACAAAUUGUAACAAUUUAUUUUUGUUAUU